This is a messenger RNA of Linum trigynum, 668 nucleotides long. The record is from the annotation of a GenBank genome assembly. Lineage: Eukaryota; Viridiplantae; Streptophyta; Magnoliopsida; Malpighiales; Linaceae.
UAUACAAUCGAGCUCACAUCCUAACUAAUUUCCUGCGCAUAUAUAUCACGGAAAUCGAACAUGUAUUUCGUUCCAAAAUUGGCCGUGGCCUCAAUUCUGUUUCUCGCCGUCGUAGUCGACGCCAGACUUCCCAAGACCAAGCUGGUCAGCCCAAUAGUGUGCUUGGGGAACUCGAACAAGGAGUACAACAACAACUUGAGGCAUCUGCUCGAUUUCUUCGUGGACGAAACGAAGAACACGUACAGGAAACCGGGAGCGGACUACGUUUACGAUCACAGCUACCCGAAUCGCGACAUCGGGGGCUCGGUGAACGGCGUUGCGACUUGCAACGGAGAGCUCGGUCGGAUGGAUUGUUGGUCGUGUCUUUUCACUGCUAAGGAGAUUGUCAAGUCCCGUUGCCGCCGCCCUGUCGCGUCCGCCGUUACACUCCGGGACUGCUCUAUUUCUUUCAAGAACGUGCCUUGACUUAUUAACUGAAAUAUGUCACAUAACAUUGCGUAUUACUUUCUCUCUCGUUUGCUUGAUUUCUAUUCAUCCGCCUAUAAUUCUGGCGUUCUAAGUCUUUUCUUUUUCUAUUUUUAACGAUAAUGUAUUUUCUGCAGUUUCAAGCUUAUAUUUACGUAAUUUAUUUCCUCCAGUACUCAUAUUAAUAACGAUAUGUUCGAUGG